CUUCUUCUUCUUCUUCUUCUUCACUGAAACUAAAAACACUUUUCUCCCUCUUAUUUUUAAAACCCUUCAAACCCCUAACAAACUUGCAGUUGCAGAAGUGAAAAUUAAGGCAACAAGUAAUCUCCGCCAUGACCAGAAACGACGGCGUAUGCAUCACUUCAUGCUCCCUGAAGCUCCACCCUUUCAACCACCCUUCUUCUCCUCCUUUAUUCUCAAACCUCCUACAAAAUACACUCAGAAGCCCACUGAAUUUUCCCAAUUUCAAAUUCAUCAACUUCACUAAGCCCCUGAAGUUCCCAAAUUUCUUCAAUUUCCGUCAUCCUACGAAUUCUUCGCUCCUCCGGUUCGCUUCCGUUUCCAUUUCUCAGAGCAAUGGCGGUACCGGAGGAAGUCCUGAUGCCGACUCCGGUGGGGUGACUCAGUCGGUGCCGGCGGUGAAAAGUUCGAGCCGUGAGGAAGAGAGGGUUUUGAUUAGCGAAGUGUUGGUGAAGAACAAAGAUGGGGAAGAGCUUGAGAGGAAGGAUUUGGAAGCGGAAGCAUUGAAUGCUUUGAAGGCUUCUCGCGCGAAUUCUGCGCUGACUGUUCGUGAAGUUCAAGAAGAUGUCCAUAGGAUCAUUGCUAGUGGAUACUUCGCUUCUUGCAUGCCGGUCGCACAUGACACCCGGGAUGGCAUUCGGCUAGUAUUUCAGGUAGAACCAAACCAAGAGUUCCAAGGCUUGGUGUGUGAGGGAGCAAACGUUCUCCCUUCAAAAUUUCUUGAGGAUGCUUUUCACGAUGGAUACGGAAAAGUGGUUAACAUCAGGCGUCUUGAUGAAGCUAUAAAUUCCAUCAAUGGCUGGUACAUGGAAAGGGGUCUUUUUGGCAUGGUAUCAGGUGUUGAUAUCCUCUCAGGAGGCAUGGUUAGACUACAAGUGUCAGAAGCAGAAGUUAACAAUAUAGCUAUUCGUUAUCUUGACAAGACUGGAGAGCCAACUGUCGGGAAAACAAAGCCCGAAACGAUUCUUCGGCAACUCAAUACCAAGAAAGGCCAGGUAUACAGUAUGCUUCAGGGCAAAAGGGAUGUGGAUACACUCUUGACCAUGGGCAUAAUGGAAGAUGUUAGUAUAGUUCCUCAGCCUGCUGCAGAUGGCACCAAGGUUGAUUUAACGUUCAAUGUUGUGGAGCGUAAAAUUGGAGGUGGAGUCUCUGCUGGUGGUGGAAUUUCAAGCGGGAUCACAAGUGGGCCUCUAGCUGGUCUGAUUGGAAGCUGUGCAAUAUACCAUAAAAAUCUCUUUGGGAAGAACCAAAAACUUAAUUUGUCACUGGAGCGUGGUCAAAUUGACUCGAUAUUUAGGAUCAAUUAUACAGAUCCUUGGAUUGAAGGAGAUGAUAAGAGGACUUCAAGGUCAAUCAUGAUUCAGAAUUCAAGGACCCCUGGUACUCUUGUCCAUGGGAACCAGCCUGAUAACAGUAGCCUCACUGUUGGCCGUGUGACUGCUGGGAUUGAAUAUGGUCGGCCAUUCAGACCAAAGUGGAAUGGUACCGCAGGGCUUAUUUUUCAGCGUGCUGGUGCUCGGGAUGACAAAGGGAAUCCGCUUAUACGAGAUUUCUAUAGCAGCCCACUUACGGCAAGCGGUAAUACACAUGAUGAUAUGUUGCUAGCGAAAGUUGAAACUGUUUAUACUGGUUCUGGAGAUCCUGGUUCAUCAAUGUUUGCGUUUAAUAUGGAUCAGGGGAUUCCUCUGUUUCCAGAGUGGCUUGUUUUUAACAGAGUGAAUGCACGUGCAAGGAAGGGUAUAGUGCUUGGCCCUGCCCGCCUUCAUUUAAGUCUGUCUGGAGGACAUGUAAUGGGAAACUUUCCUCCACAUGAAGCGUUUGCCAUUGGUGGUACCAAUAGUGUGCGAGGUUAUGAAGAAGGGGCUGUUGGAUCAGGCCGUUCUUAUGUGGUGGGUUGUGGAGAAGCUUCCUUCCCAUUGACAGGACCAGUUGAAGGGGUCAUAUUUUCUGAUUAUGGAACUGAUCUUGGAUCUGGACCCACAGUUCCUGGUGAUCCUGCUGGUGCAAGGCUGAAGCCUGGAAGUGGAUAUGGUUAUGGAGUUGGCAUUCGUGUUGAUUCGCCUUUGGGGCCACUAAGGCUUGAAUACGCAUUUAAUGAUCAACGAACUGGGAGGUUCCAUUUUGGUGUUGGCUUGCGGAACUAAGGCUUCGGUCAUAUGUUCCACUCUUUGAUUUAUCUGCUGGCGGAACUAUAAUCAAUCACAUAGAAUGAUCUCAGCCUAGUGGUUAUCCCUUUUGUAAAGGAACAUUGAGGUAUCAGAAUUCACUCACCAGAGAGUAAAAAGAGUGCCAUAUCCAAAUGGUGGCAAUUUAAAGAGGUUUGCUUAUCCAACUUUACUAAAACCGUAAUGUAAAUUGUUGCUGUAAAAAUCGUGCCUAACCUCUGCAUAUUUAUAAAACUCUUUAAAUUGCAUCUCUAUGACGUGAAUGAAUCUGUAGACCUUUAAAAUGAUCUAUUUAAGAGAUACAAACUAGUUUGUAACCUCUAAAAUCCAUCUCUAGGCAUCAAACAAACAAAUUGUCGGUGUUUCGUAUUUUAGAGAAGUCCAAGUCUCUUUCUCGUCC
Messenger RNA from Oldenlandia corymbosa var. corymbosa, 2601 nucleotides. NCBI's taxonomy places the organism in Eukaryota, Viridiplantae, Streptophyta, Magnoliopsida, Gentianales, Rubiaceae. The record is from the annotation of a GenBank genome assembly.